CCUGCGACUUCCGAAGUCCCGUCGUGCAUCUCAGUACGCACUCGCUGGGGGUUCCGGGAGCGAGCUUUACCCGGGAAACGCCGCGGGUGUGACGGCCGCUGUUUGGGCUAGCGGGCGGCGCAGGGCGCGUCCUCGGCACCAUGACGGACCGCUACACCAUCCACAGCCAGCUGGAGCACCUCCAGUCCAAAUACAUCGGCACGGGCCACGCAGACACCACCAAGUGGGAGUGGCUGGUGAACCAGCACCGCGACUCGUACUGCUCCUACAUGGGUCACUUCGACCUCCUCAACUACUUCGCCAUCGCGGAGAACGAGAGCAAAGCGCGCGUGCGCUUCAACCUGAUGGAGAAGAUGCUGCAGCCCUGCGGGCCCCCGGCCGACAAGCCCGAGGAGAACUGAGCCCCCGGCGCCCUCCGACCUGCUCCCGCCGGCGGCCGCCGUCACCCCACCCUCCCCUUCUGAUAACGAAUGGGCCGCCGAUCUCUUUGGUAACUCGCGGCACCGCGAGGACCGAGUCCGGUUUUGUCCCGCGAGGGAA
Molecule: messenger RNA, 540 nt
Organism: Dromiciops gliroides (monito del monte)
Lineage: Eukaryota; Metazoa; Chordata; Mammalia; Microbiotheria; Microbiotheriidae
Product: splicing factor 3B subunit 5
Exons: 1
Coding region: 141-401 (86 amino acids)
Biological process (GO): mRNA splicing, via spliceosome
Cellular component (GO): U2 snRNP; precatalytic spliceosome
Source: RefSeq, a predicted model, not a curated record